AUGCGCCAGGGCGUUUGGAGGCUGCCGGGCACAUUCCCAAUAGCACAUCUCAGACACAGCUCGCGACUCUUUUCCUCUUCUUGUACAUCCUUUCUUUUUGCUACUCAUGCCGCGGAGAGACGUCAUGGGGUUUUCAAAACAGAGAAUGGGGGAAAGGUCUUGCUACCACUGGAUCACAACGAGCGACCGUUGUUCCAGUACGGCCUCGGUGCAGAUGGCAACACGCCGCCCAUCGCUUACACGACAGAAACGGAAACCGCGGCAUCACGCCGACACUCCAAGGAAAACGACAAGGGAAAGGCUGGGAAACUGCUGGAUCACAAGGGGCAACCACUGUCCGAAGAAGCAAUAGUCGUUGCCAGUGAAUACUGGAGGCUACGGCGGCUUCUAAGAUCUUCCCCGAUAUUUCCAUCGCACAAUCUCACUCAUGAGAUACGUCUUCAGCGGGCAGCCUACAACCACAUCGUGUUGAACUUGAACCGCGCGCCUGGAGCUCCCGUCACGCUCGAGCACGAACCACCAAACAUUGAUCCCUCCAAGGACAAACACGAGGCACUAACAAAUGAGUGGAAGCAAUCGACAUGGGAGGCCGAAGAACUCCCAGCACUCUCUCCCGAGCAGGAACGGGUUGUCAAGCUUGCUGAGAAGCGCCACAACAUAUUCUUCACGGGCUCGGCUGGCUCAGGCAAAUCGAGAGUUCUUAAGGCCAUUGUUAAGCGGCUCAAAAGUCGGGGACUCAAAGUCCAGGUAGCGGCUCCCACUGGCAAGGCUGCCUUCAAUGUGAACGGCAUGACCACCUGGUCCUACGCUGGCUGGAGUCCAGGUCUGACCGGGCAAAGUAUUAAAGACCUGGUUUUCCAAUCCGCAUAUACCGAGGCUGCAAGAAAGCGAAUCAAAAAGACAGAUGUUCUCAUAAUCGACGAGAUUAGCAUGGUGGAAAACCACCACUUCGAACGCCUCAACAUGGUCCACAAAGAAAUCCGCCAAAAUAGCUCGCCCUUCGGAGGCAUCCAGGUCAUUGUUGUGGGCGAUUUCUGCCAGUUGCCACCUGUCUUGCCCUUUAAGGUCUGCUACAAGUGCGGCAAGCAGAUGGAGAGGGUGCAACACCAGGACGAGGAAAAGACAACUUAUACAUGCAAGCCGUGUCGCAAAACCUCCACGGAUGCAGACAAGUGGGCUUUCCGGAGCAACGCUUGGAAGGGAUGCAAAUUUGAAAAUGUCCAUCUCAACGAAAUCCACCGACAAAGGGAGCCCGAGUUUAUUUCCAUACUGCAAAAGUGCAGAGUUGGCGCCCAUCUUACGGACCAAGACAUUGACUCGCUGAUCAACCAUCCCUCCCACACAGACAAAGCUACCAAGCUGUUAUCAACCCGGUGGGAAGUUCGUAGGGUCAACCAGGAACAGUUCUACAAACUUGAAGGUAGGCCCCAAGUCUUCAAGUGCAUCGAUAGGUUUCAUUGGCACCGGGAACUCCACCCGGAACUAGAGUAUCUAGGUGAGAGGAAUCCGCAGGACGGUACACUCAGAGCACUCCGAGAACAUGUUCUGGACCCUGAGGUAUACCUCAAGGUCGGCAUGCCCGUCGUUCUCUACCGGAAUCUCGACGUGGCAAAUGGACUCACCAAUGGCAGCCAGGGAGUGGUCAUCGGGUUCAGAAAAGUUCCCUUUGCAAGCAGGUUUGCCGAUCGCGUACUCAACACCAACAUCGAUGACCAAACCGACCCCUUGGUUCUCUUAGUUCUGAGGGACGAAUUUCUUCGUCGGGUCCAUGGUCAAAUGUGCCCACUCGUUGAAUUCCCAAACAACGUAACAAGGGUCAUAGAACCGAUUACCCGGGAAAUUGAAUACGGGAGCACACCGCCGCAUACAAUGCUCAUGCGAACACAACUACCGCUUGGUCCGGCCUGGGCGAUGACUAUACACAGGUCGCAAGGCCUGACAAUGGACCGCGUUGUCGUCGAUUUGUCCAAGGCCUUCGCCAUGGGUCAAUCAUAUGUUGGGCUUUCCAGAGCCAGAUCACUCCAAGGGCUCAAGGUGGAAGGGGAUCCAGAAAUACUCCGCACCGGCAUGGAAUUGGAUCAAGCUGUGAAGGAUUUCAUGGAUGAGACGUUUGGCGAUGUGUGGAUGGGUGGGGUCUCUGUCUCUGGGACGUCCUCCAAGUCACCGAUGCAGCAGGCAAUUGACGAAAGCAAGCCAGCCCCGGCUGAGGCUGAGGCUGAGGCAGGCGCCGCUUCAUGA
Molecule: messenger RNA, 2238 nt
Organism: Sordaria macrospora k-hell
Lineage: Eukaryota; Fungi; Ascomycota; Sordariomycetes; Sordariales; Sordariaceae
Biological process (GO): DNA repair; telomere maintenance
Molecular function (GO): ATP hydrolysis activity; DNA helicase activity
Source: RefSeq, a predicted model, not a curated record